This is a messenger RNA of Acaulospora morrowiae, 1104 nucleotides long. The record is from the annotation of a GenBank genome assembly. NCBI's taxonomy places the organism in Eukaryota, Fungi, Glomeromycota, Glomeromycetes, Diversisporales, Acaulosporaceae.
AUGAAGAAGCAUUCUAUUAUUUUAUUAUUGGCGGUCUGGGUUGUCCUGAUCCAGGGCAUCUUUGCCCAGACCACGAGUUGUAGUACGGAUAAAACUUUUUGCGUUACAAUCACGCCUCCUUUGACUUCAAGUGCGAACUCUUUAGCGACAUUCAAAUUAGUUGCGCCAUCAACAGUUGGUUGGGUUUCGGUGGGUAUCGGUUCGUCCAUGAUUGAUACUUACAUAGUGAUGGCUUGGCCAACCACGACGAAUUCUGUGGCCAUUUCGCAACGUAUUGCCACCUCCUAUUCUGUGCCCGUGUUGCUAGGUUCACAAAGUGACAUUACCUUGGAUCCGUCAAGUGGUAUUAAAGAUGGAUUUUUCACGGUGAUUUUCACUCGACCAUCUGUGCUCGCGAAUUCAACGUUCACCCAAGAUACAAAGAAUUUUAUCUGGGCCGUGCAAUCCACUUCACGUCCCUCCGAUGACCCAACCACGACCACGAUCACCAUGCACGAUUCAUUCGGUUAUAUUGUAUUGGGCGGUGGUAUGACGGAUCGACAAAAGUUCAUCCUCGGCCACGGCGUCAUAAUGUUUUUGAUUUGGGGAUUGAUUGUUCCCACUUCAAUAUACAUCGUUCGAUUUGCGAGAAACACUUUAUCCCACUUAUAUGUCCGAUUGCAUUGGAGCCUUCAAGUUUUCUUGGCAUCACCUUUGAUCAUCAUUGGUUGGUUAUUGGUCUUUGGGGCCGGGGUACAAUUCAAUCCGAGCAACACUCAUCACGUUCUCGGAGUGGCCAUAACAGCUUUAUACUUUGGUCAACUUACCCUCGGGUGGAUUCAUCACCACCUAUAUGAUUCCGAACGUAAAUAUUUUGCAUGGUGGACGAAGCUUCAUUGGUGGUGGGGCAGAAUAUUGGUGGUCAUCGGAUUUGUUCAACUUGCCAUUGGUUUAUCGGAAUACAAUGCAGGAGGAACAGUUGUGAUCAUUAGCUACGUCUGGUUCAUUUUUGUCAUCGCGCUAUAUAUUGGAUGGUCGUAUUAUCUAUAUAGGCAAAGGAAGGAUGGAAGAAAGGAUAUAUUAUACACUGGGAUACGUCGUGGUGACGAACAAACCGAGAGUUAG